Molecule: messenger RNA, 652 nt
Organism: Ipomoea triloba (trilobed morning glory)
Lineage: Eukaryota; Viridiplantae; Streptophyta; Magnoliopsida; Solanales; Convolvulaceae
Product: protein FAR1-RELATED SEQUENCE 5-like
Exons: 2
Coding region: 29-652 (207 amino acids)
Source: RefSeq, a predicted model, not a curated record
UAGCUAUUGGAUUCUCAAGCAUUAGGAUAUGCAAGGCGUCAAUUCGCAGCAGGAGGUGGUUGCGACUGAAGAACUCGAUGAUCCGGUUGGAUUGGCUAUUUCAGGCGAUGAUCCGGUUGGAUUGGCUCUUUCAAGCGAUCGUAAUCCAGCUGAUCAGGACUUGUUAGGGGUGUCAGUGAGUUCUAUUGAUGAAGCAUAUGAGGUUUAUAAUGAUUAUGCUUUCAGGCUAGGUUUUAGUGUGAGGAGGGGUAAGCAAAGAUAUAGUGCUGGUACAAAACAAUUGAAGAUGAAGGAGUUUAAUUGUUCAAAGUCUGGGUUUAAAAGGGUUUUAAGAAAUGGAAGUUAUUUAAAAGUUGAUGUACGGACAGGUUGUCGUGCAUCUGUUCAAUUUGAUUUAGAUGGGAAUGGGAUGUGGACUGUGACAAAGCACCAGAAGCUUCAUAAUCAUGAGUUUGUUCCAACGACCAAGAGUUAUCUUCUACGGUCACAUAGAUCAGUGUCUAGAAAUCAUCUUUCCUACAUAAAGGAUUUGAAGAAGAGCGGUGUUUGUGUGGCUGAUGGUUUACGGUUUCUUAAAACACAAUCAGGGGGUCACCACUCGUUGGUUUUACAAGCAGGGAUGCAUAUAACUCGCUGUGCAUUGAUGUAUUGA